Lytechinus pictus (painted urchin) is the source of this 6569-nucleotide messenger RNA. RefSeq names its product NUAK family SNF1-like kinase 1. The record is from RefSeq and is a predicted model, not a curated record. Gene Ontology annotation, biological process: DNA integration; regulation of DNA-templated transcription; protein phosphorylation. The transcript has 5 exons. Bases 1 to 2445 code for a protein of 814 amino acids. Gene Ontology annotation, molecular function: ATP binding; DNA binding; protein kinase activity. NCBI's taxonomy places the organism in Eukaryota, Metazoa, Echinodermata, Echinoidea, Temnopleuroida, Toxopneustidae.
AUGCCUGGUCCAACGGCAACAGCAACACGCGAGAGGGUAGCACUGCGACAGGAGGGCUACAAGCAGACUGAUAUCGCAGAAGUCCUAGGGAUAUCACAGAGUGCAGUCUCUAAGAUCCUGAAACGUCAACAUGAGGCGGGGAAUGUGCGGCCACGGAAAUCUCCAGGACGUCCCAAAUUGACCACAAGAAGAGAUGAUCGCCAACUGUUGAAUUUCAGCCGCAGAAACCGGAAAUUGCCCACGAGCCGUCUUCGUCGCUUGUGGAGGAGAUAUCAUGGGAUCAACGUUUCCCGGUCAACCGUUAAUCGCAGAUUGCUCCAACAUGGUUACCGAGCACGACGGUUGACCAAAUGUCCACGCCUGUCUGUUCGCCACAGAGUAGCUCGUCUUCUUUGGGCUAGGGAGCACAGAAGGCUUCAUCCAGGACAUUGGCAACAUGUGGUCUUCACGGACAAGAGCCGGUUCAUCCUUGACCGAAAGGAUGGGAGACAACGAGUUCGUCGAGUAGCCGGGGAAAACUUUCGCGAUGAAUGUAUCCACGAGACGACUCAAGGCGGAGGCGGCUCAGUGAUGAUAUGGGGCUUAUGGGCUGGCAUCCAUUAUGGAGGGAAAACGCCACUGCUGGUUCUGGACGGAAACGUCAACGCCGCCGCCUACAGGGAUAUUAUGGAGUUCCACUGUCUUCCAUAUGCAAGACGAGUGUAUGGGCACAAUUUCCGACUGCAGGAUGACAACGCUAGACCGCACAGGGCCGCUGCAGUAAGGGAAUUCCUGGAGGCAGAGGGCGUCGUACAGUUGCCAUGGCCAGCUUGUUCGCCGGAUAUGAACCCCAUAGAGCAUGCAUGGGAUGCCCUAGGCCGAGCCAUCAACGACAGAGAGGUCAUUCCUCAAAAUCUGCAGGAGUUGGCAGAUGCUCCGAGGGAAGAAUGGGACGCUAUGCCUGUUGACGUCAUCAACAAGCUAGUGGACAGCAUGCAACGACGUCUGCAUGCGCUGAAUAAUAUAGUGCAUCGAGAUCUGAAACUUGAGAAUGUUCUACUAGAUGAGGAUGGUGAUGCAAAGAUUGCUGAUUUUGGUCUUUCAAGUUACUACAGUGACAAUGAUCUCCUACAUACAUUCUGUGGAAGUCCUCUCUAUGCUUCUCCUGAAAUAGUCAAUGGUCAACCAUACCAUGGUCCAGAGGUUGAUUGUUGGAGCCUUGGUGUCAUCCUGUAUGCUAUGGUUUAUAAGACGAUGCCUUUUGGAGGAGAUGAUUUCAAUAAUCUUAAGAGACAGAUCAUUGAAGGGCGGUAUUAUGAUCCAUGUCCUGGCACAGUGCAAUCCCAACUUAUCAGACAUCUUCUAUCGAUAGAUCCACGCUACCGAGCAACCAUCUAUGAUGUAGCUCAUCAUCCUUGGGUGUUUGGUGAGGAUGCUAAUGAGAUUCUUACCAUGGAGCUUGCUUCAUCAAUUGGUGAACAAAACACAGACUCAUCAAAGGAAACAGAAAGCACUGAAUCUAGUGAUACUGAGAGUGACAAUAAGCCUCCUAUCGUAGCUGUUAAACCAACCAGUAUUCUCAAGGCAAGUUCCAAAGAUAGUGAUUCUAUGGUAGCUACACGGGUCAAUGAACAAUCCAUUUUGGUUGAGGAACAACCAAAGGUGUCAGUUUCUAGCAAUGAUUCAGGUAGUGAUUCUCCAAGCAGUCCUCUUGAACUCAAGGCCAAAGGUUUACCACAGGUCAAGGGAGUGAUACAGAAUGAAACAGACAGCUUCUUGAGCUUAGCUAGUUCAACUGCAACUCUUCCUUCUGAGGCCUCUAGAGCAAUAACCAAUGAUGAUGUCUUUAAAAGAGCAGAUGUUCCGGUGAUAGAUGUUGUAAAGCGAAGAGCAGAGCCUGGUAAGGUUGUCAGAGCCCAAAGACCAGCUACUGUUGGUGCUCUUUACAGUGAUCUUCCAUCUCCAAGGACAUUGGUCAAUCAACUAAUUGGAGAAGAUACCAUAUUUGAGUGUAGUUCAGAAGAGAAAAGGGCAAGUGCUCGUCUCUCAAAGCGAAUGUCUUGUGGCAAGUACUCUAAAAUAACAGAACUUUGGGAAUCCAUUUUCAAUGAAUCACACUUACAGGCAGUGAUUUCUUCAAAAUCGCCAAAGUCUGGAUCUGAUGAGAGCCCUGGAUCCAGCUCUAGUGAGGACCUCCUGGAGAUCUUGAACUCUCAACAUCUCAAGAAAAGUUACAGUAGCUCCUUUAAAUUGACCAGACAUCGCUUCUCUAACCAUCGUCGGUCAAUGCGCACGCAUAAAGAAAUGGUCAUCAUGGAAGCCCAGCAACUACAGAUGAGGUCUGAGUCUCUUUUUGAGAAACCAGAAUUUCGUAAGGGAACUCGAGAUUCUGGUCUUGGCGAUGAUUUGGAGAACUUGGCAAAAGUUUAUCAGAAAGCAUUAGAGAUAUCUAGUAGUGUUAAUUGAUCUAAGUGUCUUUCCUUAAAACUAUCAAUAGAAAUUGGUCUGGUAGGUUGAAGGAAACUAAGACUUAGGAAACUAUAGUGAACUUUUUUUCAAAUAAUAUUUAUCAAUCUAGUCUAUUCCAAGAUACAAGCCUUCGUGUUCAUACAACAUCAAAGGUCAGUUAAAUUGUUUUACUGUUGUAGCUUCAUGUUUUACAUCUCUGCUCUUUUCAUACUGUUUGAAUGAACUGAUGGCUAUCAACCCUAUCAGUAAGAGAGAAAACAAAAUCAAGUCAUUUUUUCUCCUGGUAGAACCUAUUUCAUGAAAAAAUGUUUUCAAGUUACAAAUACAUAUUUUUUGAAAUAUUGAAAUGGGAUAUGUGUAUGGAAAAAGUGAAGAGAUGCAUUCCAUUUGGUAAAGUGUUAAGCAAAAUGCAAAUCAUCUUGGAUUUUUUCAAAGUUAAACAUCAGUGGCUUGUGGUUUAACAAAAUAGUGGCCACAUAUGCAAUAUGCUUUCAUUUCAAAUAAGUGUAUUGCGGGUAAUUACACCACAAACAAUAAUCCAUCUCUAAAAUGGUACUCUAGGCUGUGAAUAAUAAAGUUGAACAGAUAAAGCGAAAUCAGACAAACAAAACAAUGAAAAUUUGAUCAAAAUCGGUCAAGGAAUAACAAAAGGUUUGACAUUUCAAAGAUUUGCAUUAUCCUAGUGAAACAGUUCAAUGCAUGUCGUCAUGAAUAUUCAAUUAACAAACUGAUGAUGUUAUAUCCUCACAUGUUCUUUUGUAUUUUAUUAUAUUAAACUUUGUUUAUUCAAAUUUUGUCCUCCAAAAAUUGAAUAUAUUGGAUUGACAAGUGAUUUAAUGCGUUAGAUAUUCAUUGCUGCAACCCAUUUUAUUGUCUCACCUGCGAAGCGGCGACGUCAACACCAAAUCUUAACCGAAGGUUAAGUUUUUGAAAUGACAGCAUAACUUAAAAAGUAUAUGGACGUAGUUCAUGAAACUUAGCCAUAAGUUUAAUCAAGUAUUAUUGAACAUCAUGCCUGAGUUUCAGGUCACAUGACCAAGGACAAAGGUCAUUUAGGGUCAAUGAACUUAGACCAUGUUUGGGAAUCAACUUCAAAAUCUUAACCUAAGGUUACGUAUUUGAAAUGUCAUCAUGACUUAAAAAAUAUAUGGACCUAGUUCAUGAAACUUGGACAUAAGAUUAAUCAAGUAUUACUGAACAUCCUGCCUGAGUUACAAGUCACAUGACCAAGGUCAUUUAGGGUCAAUGAACUUCGGCCAAGUUGGGGGUAUCAGUUGAAUUACCAUCAUAACUUUGAAAGUUUAUGGAUCUGAUUCAUGUAACUUGAACACAAGAGUAAUCAAGUAUCACUGAACAUCCUGUACCAGUUUCAGGUCAUAUGAUCAAGGUCAAAGGUCAUUUAAGGUCAAUGAACUUUGGCCAAGUUGGGGGUAGUUGUUGAAUUACCAUCAUAACAUUGAAUGUUUAUUGGUCUGGUUCAUAAAACUUGGACAUAAGAGUAAUCAAGUAUCACUGAACAUCUCAUGCGAGUUUCAGGUCACAUGAUCAAGGUCAAAGGUCAUUUAAAGUUAAUAAACUUUGGCCAUGUUUGGGGUAUUUUUUGAAUUACCAUCAUAACUCUGUAAGUGUAUUGGUCUAGUUCAUAAAACUUGGACAUAAGAGUAAUCAAGUAUCACUGAACAUCUCAUGAGAGUUUCAGGUCACAUGAUCAAGGUCAAAGGUCAUUUAAAGUCAAUAAACUUUGGCCAUGUUAUGGGUAUUUGUUGAAUAACCAUCAUAACUCUGAAAGUGUAAGGAUCUAGUUCAUAAAACUUGGACACAAGAGUAAUCAAGUAUCACUGAACAUCUCAUGCGAGUUUCAGGUCACAUGACCAAAAUCAUACGUCAUUUAAGGUCAUUUAAUUUUGCCCAUUUUGGAGGUAAUUAUUAGAUUGCUGUCAUAACUUUCAAAGUUUAUAGAUAUAGUUUAUAAAAUGGGGAUAUAGGGGUAAUCAAGUAUCACUGACAAGUGUUAGGUCGCAUGAACAAGGUCAAAUGUCAUUUAUUGUCAAUGAACGUAGUAUUGUAUCAUUAUAUGAAUGGUGUUUUUUGUGAAUAAUUAUUUUAUAGUAGUUUUCAAAGUCAGCACUGCUGCUGUAUUGAAUCGUGCGAUGGAGGUGAGACUGCCAGAGGUACACUUGUUAUGAUUUCAUGUAAUAACAUGAAAAGGGAAAGUGGGGACAUGACAUCAGCCAUCCUAAUUAAUAUUCACGAUGACGUGCAUAUAACUGUCUUCACAAAAUAUUUCUAAACAAUAAAACUCCAUCACUUUGUAAUAGCUGAUUUUUAUGAAAUUUUCAGCAUUUUGCUUGGUAAAUGUUACUCUAUUUAUUUAGCAUUGAGUUCCCCUUUCAUUUUAUUUUUUGCCUUUAUAACGAAUAGGUUGUAGUUUGCACUCAUGAUUUGAUUUGAUUUAAAAGUUACAUGUUCAACAACUGACUUUCAUUAUCUUGCCAUGUGAUAUAUAUUUUGUAAUAACUAAGUAAUGAACAUCCUGUUGAUUUGAAUUGGUGCUCUUUUGAAGUCUUUCUCUAUCUUUUUGAAAAUGUCACAUAUAAUAGUGUAAUUAAUACACACUUUUGACAAAGUUUAGAUCCAAUGAAGCAACUAUUUCUUUGUUUUUGAGCCUUUGACUUGCAAUCUCUCUUUCAAUGAAAGGAAGAAAAUACUCCAGCUACCCUUUUGUGAAAGAUAAGCUUUGGGAAGUAUGGAACAUAGAGGGCGCUACCUAAUAUUUAGGCUCUGUCAAUUUUGUCAACAUAAUCAUCUUUCCUGACAGUGAUGCAAGAAUGUAUUGAUGGAUAUUGUUCUUUGCUUUCUAAUCUAAAGUUCAGUUAACAUCUUCACAAUAUUUGGCCUGUCUGGUUGAGUAGAGAAAUUGUGGAUGAAGUGAUGGAAAUUUUCAUAAAUUAUACUAAGUCUCUCCAAAGAGUCACAUGAAUUAAGACAUGUAUUACAACACCACUUUGGCCCAUAUUCUCAAAAGAGGUUUCAAUUGUACCAUGGUACAAAACCAUUGACUAUGCAUGUUUAUUUCAUAAACGCGCUUCAUUUUAAGUGCACUUUGCCAAAAACGUGCAUUUGAUUGGAUAUAACUUUGUGUACACGAUGAAAGAAGCGUAAUUAUGUUAAAAAAUCUGCAUUGUCCAGGGUUUUGACCAUGGUACAAUUGAAACGUCUUUGAGAAUAUGGGUCUAUAUGUUUAUUAUCAUACUACAAUCCAUGUUAACAAUGAAUUGAUUAAUAAGGAGAUUUGUUGAUGUGAGAACAUGAGAAAGCUGAGGUGAUAUCUGCAACCAAGUGAUGUGAUUCUCAUAUAUUAUUCGCUUUAUUAUAUUUUCACUCACCUUCAUAUUAUUAUUUUUUAAUGUGUUUUAUAAUUUCAGCAAUAAUACUAAAUAAAUACUUAGCAACUCCUAAAGGGUAAUCUUAUUAAAAAAGUAAUAAAUCUGGUAAUAUUUUUCUUUACUGAUUAACCUAAAAUUGACUGUAAUAUAUUAAUUUUUUGAUAUUUCCUCUAAUUGAUUUUUAAGUAAGGAAACUAGUUAGAUACGCAGUUAAAAAUCAUAAUAUCUUUAUAACUCAAAUUUGAUCCAAUGAGUGCAAUAACCACUUACUUCUCUUUAAUUAUAGUUUUACAUUGCUGUUAAUUCUUUAAUAACUUGUAUAGGAUAUUAUGUGCGUUAUUUUACUAAAUCGUGCAACAUUUUAAUGAUUUUAGCCCAUCUUUUUACAAGUAUUAUCACUGCAGAUUAUACUUAUCAUGUCGUACCAUAUGUGUGUUACAAUGUAAGUAAUAAACAGAGUUCGAAACUCCCCCAUCAUGAUGAUAGUAUGUGAUAUGGAAUUCUUCUAUGCCUCUUAUAUUGUAAGGGUUUCCCCACCAAAUUAUAUUAUCUUUUUUAGUUGUGUAAAUACAGUGAAUAUUUUAUAACUCAGUUUUCUUGCUAAAAUAACAUAUGAUCCAGACUCGCAGGUUCAGCCUAUAAACACUUUGAAAUACUCUUGCAAAGUGACUUAAAGUGCUUUGCUGUUUUUUUUCUUCAAAUUCUAAGUAGGAUAUUAAAAGUGUCAUUAAGUUA